AUGUCAACCUCAGCAGCAAAAGUGCGGCCGCCUUUCACUCUCAAAGUAGCUCAAACGAAAGAUGAGAUUGAAGCUUGUUAUGAUAUCAGGAUAGAGGUAUUUUCGGUUGAACAGGGAUUCCCAUUGGAUACAGAGAUAGACGAAUACGAUCCCACUUCCAUCCAUUUCCUACUUACCACUCCCAUCCCUUCCCCACCCUCCGAACAGACUCUCAUACCGAGCUUGUCUUCACCGACGGAAGGAGAAGGAGAGACGACGGAAAAACCAAUAGGUACUAUAAGAUAUGUACCCUCUCUAUCGAAAUUGACACGAUUGGCGGUAGACAAGGAGUAUAGGAAUUAUGGGUUGGGAAAAGUAUUGGUAGAUGGGAUGCAUAAGUGGAUCCAAGAUAAUGAAGAUAAAUUGGAAAAAGGAAAAAUUGUACAGAAAGAAGGGGGAAAGAAGACGAUCAAAGUGAAAUGUCAUUCUCAAAUCCCUGCUAUCCCGUUUUACGCAAAGAUGGGAUAUGUAGCUGAAGGGCCGGAAUUUGAUGAAGAAGGUGCACCUCAUCAAUUGAUGGUAUAUGAAGUCGAGAUUUGA
This is a messenger RNA of Kwoniella botswanensis, 579 nucleotides long. RefSeq lists its product as uncharacterized. The record is from RefSeq and is a predicted model, not a curated record. Gene Ontology annotation, molecular function: acyltransferase activity, transferring groups other than amino-acyl groups. The coding region runs from base 1 to 579 and encodes 192 amino acids. The transcript is spliced from 6 exons. Lineage: Eukaryota; Fungi; Basidiomycota; Tremellomycetes; Tremellales; Cryptococcaceae.